AUGUCAGGAGCCCCUAAGGAGAGUUUGGGGCCCCAGGGGCUGCCGGGGCUGGGCAAGGCCUGCUUAACCACCAUGGACAGAAAGCUCAACUUGCUGAAUGAGAAGGUUGACAAACUGUUACAUUUCCAAGAAGACGUCACGGAGAAACUGCAGUGUGUGUACCAAGGCAUGGGCCACCUGGAGCAAGGCCUGCACCGGCUAGAGGCCUCCCGUGGUCUGGGCCCGGCUGGGGCCGACCGCUCUCCACCGUCUGACGCUCAGACUGGGUGGCCGGAGGUCCUGGAGCUGGUGCGGGCCGGGAGGCAGGAUGCCGCCCAGCAGGGCGCCAGGCUUGAAGCCCUCUUCCGGAUGGUGAUGGCCGUGGACAAGGCCAUAGCUUUGGUGGGGGCCGUGCUGCAGAACUCGAAGGUGGUGGAUUUCAUCAUGCAAGGGAGUGUCCCCUGGAGGAAGGGAAGCCUGGCCGAUGUCCCUGAGGAGAACAAAGAACGAGUGGAAGAGAAAGAAGCAAAACCAAAGCACACGCUGAGCACCAGAGGUGUGCAGGCUGAGCUCAGAGGCCCUUGGGAAGAGAGCCAGAAGGUGGACCUGCCAGAGGGGACAGCAUCUGACCUUCUUACCCAGGCAGAGGCCUCACCAGAGCAGAGAGACGGAAUUUCUGGCCCAACUCCGGUGCGCCCAGAGGUGGAAGUCCAAGCUCCUAGAGCAUCCAGCGAGAACCCCGGGAUUGGCCUGGAACUGUCUGUGGUGUCUGAAAGGGUCAGUGAGGCUCCCACUGGCCAGGAGGCUGCAUCGCGUGCCAGUCGAGGAACAUCACCCAGUAGGCCUGACCCUCGGCCCUCAGUGGAGGGCAUGCGGCUGACUCCAGCACCGCCAGCUCAAGCCAAGGCAGCUCACAGUGGUGGAGAUACACCUCCAAGGAUCUCCAUUCAUGUGCAGGAGACAGAUACCCCUGGGGAACUGCUUGUGACACGAGGGGGCAGCCUCAGAACCUCACCCCCUGCAGAGACUCCAGCAGCUGUGCCUCCAAGUGAGCAGGACCCACCUGGGCCCAGGUGCUGCCCCCAGGCCCCCGGGACUGAGUCAGGAAAACCUAUCCCCAGAGGAGCCAGUGUGCGGAAGCAGAGCUGCGAUGGGGGAGCAAAGGCCAAAGAGAAGCAAGGACCUGGGUCCGAGCUGACCAUGGCGCCAAGCAGGGCCAGGAGGGACAAGGCAGCUGAUUCCGGGGCCCCAGGCCCACAGCAGGACACGAGCCCUGGAUCAGGGAACCCUGACCCUGGGAAGGACUGCACAGCUGGGGGUGCGGGCAGUGCCGAAGCAGGAAGGAGGACACCGCCAGGAGCUGAGGCGGGCAGCCUGGUUCUAGACGACAGUCCGGCCCCGCCAGCCCCUUUUGAGCACCGGGUGGUGAGUGUCAGGGAGACCUCGACCUCAGCGGGCUACGCCGUGUGCCAGCAUGAAGUCCUGGGAGGGGGCCGGUUCGGCCAGGUUCACAGAUGCACGGAGAAGGCCACAGGCCUCUUGCUGGCGGCCAAGAUCAUCAAAGUGAAGAGCGCCAAGGACCGGGAGGAUGUCAAGAAUGAGAUUAACAUCAUGAACCAGCUCAGCCAUGUGAACCUGAUCCAGCUCUACGAUGCCUUUGAGAGCAAGAACAGCUUUACCCUCGUCAUGGAGUAUGUGGAUGGGGGUGAGCUCUUUGACCGGAUCACAGAGGAGAAGUACCACCUGACUGAACUGGAUGUGGUCUUGUUCACCAAGCAGAUCUGCGAGGGCGUCCGUCACCUCCAUCAGCAUUACAUCCUGCACUUGGACCUCAAGCCUGAGAAUAUACUGUGUGUCAAUCAGACAGGACACCAAAUUAAGAUCAUUGACUUUGGGCUGGCCAGAAGAUACAAGCCUCGGGAGAAGCUGAAGGUGAACUUUGGCACUCCUGAGUUCCUGGCCCCAGAAGUCGUCAAUUAUGAGUUUGUCUCGUUCCCGACGGACAUGUGGAGUGUGGGAGUCAUCACCUACAUGCUACUCAGUGGUUUGUCCCCAUUUCUAGGAGAAACAGACGCAGAGACCAUGAAUUUCAUUGUGAACUGUAACUGGGAUUUUGAUGCUGAUACCUUUGAAGGGCUGUCAGAGGAGGCCAAGGACUUUGUCUCUCGGUUGCUGGUCAAAGAGAAGAGUUGCAGAAUGAGUGCCACACAGUGCCUGAAACAUGAGUGGCUGAAUAAUUUGCCUGCUAAAGCUUCAAAAUCGAAAGUUCAUCUCAAAUCCCAACUAUUGCUGCAAAAAUAUAUGGCUCAGAGGAAAUGGAAGAAACACUUCUACGUGGUGACUGCUGCCAACAGGUUAAGGAAAUUUCCAACUUGUCCCUAA
Molecule: messenger RNA, 2361 nt
Organism: Rangifer tarandus platyrhynchus (Svalbard reindeer)
Lineage: Eukaryota; Metazoa; Chordata; Mammalia; Artiodactyla; Cervidae
Source: the annotation of a GenBank genome assembly